Molecule: messenger RNA, 1842 nt
Organism: Spirodela intermedia
Lineage: Eukaryota; Viridiplantae; Streptophyta; Magnoliopsida; Alismatales; Araceae
Source: the annotation of a GenBank genome assembly
AUGUCGAUACGGGCAGACGACGAUUACGACUACCUCUUCAAAGUGGUCCUGAUUGGGGAUUCGGGCGUCGGCAAAUCGAACCUGCUGUCCCGUUUCACGCGAAACGAGUUCAGCCUGGAGUCCAAAUCCACGAUCGGCGUCGAGUUCGCCACCCGCAGCAUCAACGUCGACGACAAGGUCAUCAAAGCGCAGAUAUGGGACACCGCCGGCCAGGAGAGGUAUCCCGCAUCUCGCCGGCUUGAAUGUUCAUCGUUUUCGAAGAUUCCAAUAGUGUUUCUCUUCCCUGUUUUCCUCCGGAUCAAAAUUGGCGUAUAGAUUCCUCGAUCUGGAUUUUACUCCUUUUAUUCAUAGACUUACAAAGCGUCCGAAUGCACAUUGUGCUUUCUUUUCGCUGAUCGUGCAUUCAUUCCAUAGAGAAGAGAUAAGCACACCAUCUAUACUGGUCUGCCGUGAUUGUUUUUCGCUAACAGUUAGAUCUGGAAAUCAGAUGGAGAGGAAGAAUGUGAAAUGCUGGCCGUUCACUAAGGUUGAGAUUGGGGCAUUUUAUAUCACCGGCGAAGAUUCUAUAGUGGCGAGCUUGAGACCUAGGAUUUCAUGACACAAAACUACUGGAUGGAAUGUAACUUAGAGCUUCAGCCUGCUGAUUUCAUCUCUAUCUUUCCAACCCGGCUUCUCCCCCAAUUUUAGGUGGAUCUCUGGCCUAUGUUUUCUGUCUGCCUGCUACUAAUCUACAGCGGUAGAGAAAGGGCAAACUGACCUCGUUUACCCCAUCUGGUAGGUUUUUGUUCUUUCUCUCUUUUCCCUGACUGUCUGGAAGCAGAGAUACUACCUUGCAAUUCCAUGAUCAUGCAUCAUACUUACAUUCAUAUUGCAUGAUCCCGCAUCUCCCUCUGUCCUCCAGAACUCUACGUUCAGGCCAUUCUUGUGUUUCUCUUUCUCCUUUCAGGACCUGCACAUUAAUGGCGACCGUAUGUUUCACUGUCCGCCCUUUUUGUUUACAGAUUUUGUCCCCUAUUCUUGCUUGGUAAAGACCCUGUUCGAACUUCUUCUCUUCUGAGGAGGGACAGGCUGCCCUCUUCUCUCCUCUUUCUCUCUUUCUCUCUCUUUCUGUCUCAAUCUCGCUCCCUCGCUGAGUCACUGUCUCACCAUUAAUAUCAGACACAAACAUGGAAAUGUGGGUCUCUUCUUCCAGAAAAGAAGGAAUGUGUCAUGAUUUUGGCAUUCUUUUGACGUUAAAUGGCAGUUCUUUCUUCUGUUCUGCCCUUUCUUCUUCGGACUAUCGACCCCAUUCGGUGAAAGAGCUGCCAUGAUUUCGCAAUAACUGUUCCUCUGCGUGUUAAAUCUCCAUAUGAAAUGAGAGUUCUGGUUUCCCAGCUGCUGACGAAAAAAAUUCUCCUUAUUUUCUGAAGAUACAGGGCCAUAACCAGCGCCUACUACCGAGGAGCUGUAGGCGCUCUGCUCGUCUACGACGUCACGCGCCACAUCACGUUUGAAAACGUGGAGCGGUGGCUGAAGGAGCUGAGGGCCCAUACAGACUCCAAUAUCGUCAUCAUGCUCGUGGGCAACAAGGCGGAUCUACGCCACCUGAGGGCGGUUCCCACUGAAGACGCCCAGGCAUUUGCCGAGAGGGAGAACAGUUUCUUCAUGGAGACCUCCGCCCUUGAAUCAAUGAACGUGGGGAAUGCCUUCACCGAAGUGCUCACUCAGAUCUACCGCGUUGUAAGCAAGAAGGCCCUCGAGGUGGGGGACAACCCAUCGGCGGUCCCAGAUGGGCAGACUAUCAACAUGGGCACCAAGGACGACGUUUCGGCCAUGAAGAAGGUUGGAUGCUGCUCGGUUUAG